Messenger RNA from Fibroporia radiculosa, 3744 nucleotides. RefSeq lists its product as uncharacterized. NCBI's taxonomy places the organism in Eukaryota, Fungi, Basidiomycota, Agaricomycetes, Polyporales, Fibroporiaceae. The record is from RefSeq and is a predicted model, not a curated record. Gene Ontology annotation, molecular function: protein-arginine N-methyltransferase activity. Bases 1 to 3744 code for a protein of 1247 amino acids. Gene Ontology annotation, cellular component: nucleus. The transcript is spliced from 17 exons. Gene Ontology annotation, biological process: peptidyl-arginine methylation.
AUGCAGAGUGCAGGCCCUUCGUCGUCAGGUGCGCAGCCGAUGCAGGAGGAUACAGUCUCGGCUGAGGAUAUGACAUCUAGAGACUAUUAUGCCGACUCGUAUGCUCAUUUCGGCAUUCAUGAGGAGAUGUUGAAAGACACUGUGCGGACGGGCUCAUAUCGCAAUGCAAUAAUCAACAAUCCGCAUUUAUUCAAGGGCAAGACCGUCCUGGACGUCGGCUGUGGGACCGGCAUCCUGAGUAUGUUCGCCGCCAAGGCCGGCGCAAAACACGUUGUUGGGAUCGAUAUGUCUAACAUUAUUGAUCAAGCCGUCAAAAUCGUUGAAGCCAAUGGUUUCAAAGACACUAUUACACUUGUGAAAGGAAAAUUAGAAGAGGCGGAACUGCCUUUGCAAGAAUUCGACAUCAUCAUCUCAGAAUGGAUGGGCUACUUCUUGUUGUAUGAAUCUAUGCUCGACACUGUACUUUUAGCCCGGGAUCGGUACCUCAAACCUGGGGGGCUCAUCUUCCCCGAUAUUGCCACGCUCUACAUUGCGGCUAUCGAGGACUCCGAGUACAAAGAGGAAAAGAUAAAUUUUUGGGAUAAUGUUUACGGUUUUGAUUACUCAUGCAUCAAAGACAUCGCAUUGCGAGAGCCAUUGGUAGACACAGUUGAGCUCAAAGCCGUCGUAACGGAUCCUUGUUUGAUUAAGCACAUCGAUCUGCGCACUGCCAAGAAGGAGGAUCUCACUUUCACCGCGCCAUUCUCGCUAAACGCGACAAGGAAUGACUAUGCCCAUGCUUUCCUAGCAUGGUUUGAUAUUGCUUUCGAUUGUACGCAUACCAAAGUCAAGUUUUCAACUGGCCCUCAUGCCAAAUAUACCCACUGGAAGCAAACUGUAUUCUACACACCAGACACUAUCACCGUGUCAGACGGGCAGGCGAUCAAAGGACGACUGUCGUGUGCGCCAAACGCCCGGAAUCCUCGUGACCUGGAUAUCGCCAUUGCAUACCAGACAGAGGGGGAGCCUGAGACGGAGAUACAUUACAAAAUCUCUGCCGCUCUCCUGAUCACGCCUGUUGACCUCACCCAGUCGCGGAAAGUUCACUCGAAAGUCAUCGCUGCCGUUUAUGGAUCAGUCGAGCUUCAGGGUCCUGCGCAGUGCGAAGCCACCUUAUGCAUGCUACAGCGCUGCCCUGACAUUGCGCGGCACAUCCGCAAGCUUGUCGUGAGACCGGAGAAGCAGCCCGGCGGCUCUGCCCAGCAGCACGUCCGCGCAUGGGACAAUGCAGGCACUAUCUCCCGCGUCGUUGUCGCCAUCGCGCAGUACCUUGAUGCACUACAGGUAUUCGAGUGGGACGGAGAGGACAUGCUCCCGGACGAUCGGAUGUGGUCAUUCCUCCGGACGUGCUGUCCCAACCUGCGCGAAAUAGGAACCACCUUUGGUUGUUUCUUGCCCAAUCCCGGGAGCAAUUUGUUUAAAUUCAACAACCUCGCGGGGUUCUCGCUCAUUUUCAAAGACGGCUUCUAUGCACAUCAGCUGCAUGUGCCUUCGCGCGAGAGUGAACCGGUAUUUAGUCGCCUUUGGGACAUGCUCAUCCAGCAAUGUCCUAAUCUCGAGUCCCUUGCGAUCUCGGGGACAUCUGCUGAACCGUCUGACGCCGCACGGCUCCCCACCGCUUACUGGCCCUGUCUCCGCGUGUUGACCGUCGGCGAUGUCGUCUUUGGUUUGUCAGUCCCGCUCAAUGCUCCCCCCUCCCACCCCUUCCUCCGCUUCCUAGCCCGCCAUCCUAACCUAGAAGGUUUGCAUAUCCUUGGUCGUCCGAACGUCAGCCCCCUUGAUCUUGUAGAGCUUGAUGCCGAGACGCUACCGCGUCUGACAGAGUUCACGGGCUCGCUGGACCAUCUGAGGGCUCUCAUACACCGAGGGCAGGGUGGUGUGGGGCUAGCUAAUGUUAACGCCAUAAUGCAGUGGAAUGCCCCGCAAGUACCAGCUCACCCUACAGGUUCCUCGCCGCUUUCAAAGACAUUGCAGUAUGUCUGCUUCCCGGAGCCAAUGCGAUUGCGAGAGCUCACACCGCUCGCUAUAUCACGGGUCCUGUUGGAGCUCUCCGCUCUUACGUCGCUUAAGAUAACUUUCGCGUUGCACAGCGGAUACGACAGUAAUGGUGUCUUCCGCACCAUCAUCGCGUCAUGUCCGCAACUGCUACACCUGGAUCUGACGUGCACCUCGAAGCCGUCCUUCUACCUAGAAUCAUUCUCUCGCUCUCUCCGUCGAUUGACGAGGCUGUCCACGUUGCAGCUUACCAUCGUCAGGUUCCACGGCGAGGAACCUUUGCAUGCGGGUGCUGCGCGCAUUGCACUCAGCAAUCCACGACUCACCCAGUUCUCCAUUUCUUAUAUCCCCCCGCAUACGCCCGCGCUGCCGCUUCCACCGCGGCUCGAAAGGGGCACGUUCGACCUCGUCUGCGACGCGCACGGUAUUCCUAUCAGCCUGUACGUCAGUGAAUGGCGCAUGAUGCUCUGUGGUGGUGACGGAGGCGGGUUUGUCUGGCGUGGGAUCGUCAGCAUUGGGAUGCUGCUUGGUAUCGGUGUUGGGACCGGCUGGCGUCCGGUUGCAGACGGGUGGUCGCGUCGGUGGACAUGCGAGCUGCGCCCGAGCGGGCACCCGGACGUGGCAAGGAAGGGGCUGCUGGAGCUACUGUGUGAUCGUAGCCCAGCAGGCGAGGAUGCACGCCUUCUCGCAUUCUGUUUCGGCCUCCUCCUGUUGGCAUUAUGGGGGAUGGCCCGGAGGGCGUCUGGCCUCCAAGGCAGAACCGCGCUUGUCACAGGGGGCACCGUAGGCAUUGGGCUCGAGGUCGCCAAAACCCUCGUUCUUGCCAAGGCCCGGGUCCUGCUCCUCUCCCGCAGGACCGACAACGCAGUGAACGCAAUAUCUGAGAUCAAAGCGUCCUGCGACCCCGAUGGUUCUCCUGUUGAUGUGAAUUUCAUCCAAUGUGAUCUCGGUAAUCUGGAAGAAGUCAAGAAGGCAGGAGAUAAAAUUCGGGAGGAGGAAGAACGACUUGAUCUCCUUAUCUGUGAUGCCGGUGUGGGUGUUAACAAGUACGGCGUCUCUGCCAACGGCGUCGAUCGCCACUUUGCUGUAAAUCACCUCGGGCACUUCCUCCUGACGAACCGUCUCCUGCCCUUGAUGAGGCGCACCGCUGCGCUCCCGGGCACGCCCGCCCCGCGCAUCGUCUGCGUCUCUUCCUCUCUUCAUCAAUCCGCGCCGGCUUCCGUACGCUUCGCCUCCGUCGACGAGCUCAACGAGGACCUCGGGCCCAUGGCGCAGUAUGGGCGCAGCAAGCUCGCGAACAUCCUGUUCGUCAAGUACGGCCUUAUCGAGCGUGCCUUUGGACAUGGUAACGACCACAUGCUCGCUCUCGCCACCCACCCGGGCGCAGUGCAUACGGAACAGCAGGAGCAGUUCAAAGAGGCGUAUGGUAUGGUUGCCGGAACCGCGCUGAAGAAUGUCGUCACACCGUUUAUGCGCUCGCCAAAACAGGGCAGCCUAAGCACACUCUGGGCAGCAACAUGCGAGGAGGUCGAACAACAUUCGGGUGAAUGGAACGGUCGCUAUAUAACAGAUCCCGGGCAGGCAAGCAAGGAAAGUAGCAUGGCGUGCGAUCCUGAGCUAGGAGCCAAUCUCUGGAACCUAAGCGAGCAAUUGGUCAGGGAGAAGUUAGGCGAUAAUGGUUUGCUUUCCUGGAAGGAUGAUCAGUCAUAA